CUUUAAAAUACACUUACCUCUAACUGCAUAUAUGCUUGAAUGUUUUUAUUUUGUGUGGUGGUUUGAAAACGUGAAUAUUGGGUAAUUGGAGUAUUUUUUUAUUUGUCAUGGAUCAAAGGUGGACAGGGUUGCCCUUGCCAGUAAUCUUCUUGUUGUUUUGGAGGAAUGCUGAUGGAUUUAAAUAUGGCUACCCCCCUCCCCCCAGCAAUUUCAAGGAAUGUGCAUUUAGUGGGACAUGUGGGACACAUUCCAAUUCCAAUCAUGGGUGGGGUCAGCCUUCUGAUGCUUUCUCACCUCCUGCAGUCCAGUCUUCCAUGUCAGAGGUCCAUGUGACUGGGAGUUUGCCUAUUGAAGAAGUGGGCUCCAGUUUGUUCCCUAAAAAAACCCUGAAAAGCAAGUCAAAGUUGAAUCCACUUCAGUUUGUGAAAGGUGGUUCCAGCAUCCAUCAUCGGUCAACGUCCCAUGCCCAAACUGCGUCAAGCAGCUCUGUCUCCACUACCUUGCCUCUGCCCCUGAAUCAACAGCCUUCAAGCUAUUUGGUAUCCUCUGGAUCAACCAUUCCAGGUGUUGCUGAUGGAUUAAGUUUGGAGAGAUAUCCAGAGAUGUCCAGUCAGUUUCAGCCCUUGGUGGUAUCUAGCCAGUCUACUAAUAGUCAAAGCUCCCCUAGUUUACAUAUGGUUAAACCUCAGAGCAGUUCAAAGUCAACAGAUGAUGCUACACCGCUGUACACUCUGGGCACUGUUUCUUACUGAA
Carassius carassius (crucian carp) is the source of this 753-nucleotide messenger RNA. RefSeq lists its product as uncharacterized. The transcript is spliced from 2 exons. Bases 108 to 752 code for a protein of 214 amino acids. The record is from RefSeq and is a predicted model, not a curated record. Lineage: Eukaryota; Metazoa; Chordata; Actinopteri; Cypriniformes; Cyprinidae.